AUGGUCGUGCCUCGUGGCACGGCAGCACCCGUACUAUUGAAAUGGUUCGUCAGUAGAGAUGUUCCCACAGGUGCCCCUUCUUCUAAUGGUACUAUAAUUCCUAUUCCUAUCCCUUCAUUCCCUCUUUUGGUCUAUCUACAUUCCAGGAAAUUCAUACGCUCCACGGACGGAGCAAAAAGCGGAGUCUUGGUCAGAGCAAGCCGACCUAUUCUAUUACCAGACAUAAUUGGGGGAAGCUCAUCCGAAACUAGAGCUAGAAAGGCCUUAUUUCGUUUCGUUCCUGUUCGUCAUUUCCUUCUUAUCGAAAAAAAGGGGGAUUUCUCAUAUUUAGAAUCUUUCUGCGGUGUGCUCCGUUUACUAUUCUUUCGUACUUUCUUCUCUUUACCACGCGAUAGGUCAGCGAAGCGUGAGCGGGCGCGGAGAAGGAAAGGCCAAAGACUUCAGCCUAACGGGAAUGAGCAAGGACGAAAUGACAAGAUGAGGCGCCCUGGGCACCCCCAUUUAGAAAGAAGGGCCGAAGUUUUUGGGCCUGUAGCUUUACCCGUCCCCACUGAGUCGGGCGGUGCUUGUGUGGGGGGUGCGCCACCAGAAAUCGGGCUUGAAGCUCUCACCUUACCAACGAACCGACAGCUGAUGGCUGUUGGUCACGACUACUACAAAAAAGCCCCAAUGAAGAUGAAUAUUUCACAUGGAGGAGUGUGCAUCUUUAUGUUGGGUGUUCUUCUGUCGUGCGACCCGGCGGCUUAUGUGCGACCUGUGGCCCACGCCUCCUAUUUGUUCAGGGCGGGCGGCGUGAACUCUGAUUCGAUCCGGGUAUUCAAUCCCGCCGCUGAGAUGCUCAGUUGA
Molecule: messenger RNA, 846 nt
Organism: Lactuca virosa
Lineage: Eukaryota; Viridiplantae; Streptophyta; Magnoliopsida; Asterales; Asteraceae
Source: the annotation of a GenBank genome assembly